This is a messenger RNA of Talaromyces amestolkiae, 1074 nucleotides long. RefSeq lists its product as uncharacterized. The record is from RefSeq and is a predicted model, not a curated record. The transcript has a single exon. Lineage: Eukaryota; Fungi; Ascomycota; Eurotiomycetes; Eurotiales; Trichocomaceae. The coding region runs from base 1 to 1074 and encodes 357 amino acids.
AUGUCCCUGUUGCUUAAUAUCCCGCUUGAGCUCCGAGAGCUCAUCAUCGGACACGUACUCUAUGCGCCGACCAGCCCUCCUGUAACUCCGAUCGAGUCCGAUGGGGUCGAAUACAAUGAUCUUCGGUACAAGGCAUGGCCUGGAGGAGGUGCCAAAACUUAUUAUACGCAGCAAAGUAUGACUAGCCCUUCAAGUUGCGUGUCUCUUCUCCUCACAAAUCACCAAAUUUCAGUGGAGACUCGGGCAAUUCUUCAACGCAUGAAAGUGGACUAUAUCCUUGAUAUCUCAGUUAAGGAUGAUUUGACCCUCUUUCUGAUCUGGCUCUCGGUGCCAUGUCUCACUACCCAUAUAUCGACUCUCUACGCGAAUGUCCGUCUCUUUGGUAACAUCGCCGAUGAAAAAAUUAUCCGUAGCCAACUGGGCGACGGUGGCCGGUUGGGCUUCCACUGGUCAUUCUAUGCCGCUUUAGAGCGGUUCCUCCGCUAUGGCCCCGUGGCAGAGAAAAGAAGCAAAGAGAAAGAUAACUCCCAGAAAAGUCGUUGGAACAUACAGGAAUUCGAGGACCGCGGUAUGCUGAUCGACACACUUGUUCUCGAUUUCCAGUCUGCGGAACUAGAGCUGGCCUUCCCACCAGAAAAUAUCACGUACGACCACUGGUCGAGUCGGCAUUGUGGUAGCGACAAGUUUGACCGAAGUGAAAUCCCUAGGAUUUUGUCAACGUAUACAACGCGCCCGGAGUGGCUUUGUCGAUACAUGCAGGACUGGAUUUGCCAUCUUCUUGGUAUGGAUUACUGUACGUCUAGAUAUGGACAGCUUCUAUACGAGCGUAUCGGGACCAUCCAAAUGCUUGUUGAUGGACAACUAGAAUAUGAAUUCGAUCUUGCAGCUUGGCUAGCUGGCCUAAACUUUACCGAUCCACGUGAAACAAUGGGCCAUUUACCCGCAAAUGAAAGGGUUCCUGGAUUUUGGAAAUGGAAAAGAGACACGUUGUUAAGAAGAGAGGCUCAAGGGCUCCCUGUUCGACCGCCAUCGGAUGAUGCAUCGGACAAGCGAGAUGAAGAAUAUGUGAUAUAA